Messenger RNA from Oncorhynchus tshawytscha (Chinook salmon), 9753 nucleotides. RefSeq names its product ADP-dependent glucokinase (gene adpgk). The transcript has 8 exons. NCBI's taxonomy places the organism in Eukaryota, Metazoa, Chordata, Actinopteri, Salmoniformes, Salmonidae. Gene Ontology annotation, cellular component: endoplasmic reticulum. The record is from RefSeq and is a predicted model, not a curated record. Gene Ontology annotation, molecular function: ADP-specific glucokinase activity. The coding region runs from base 1115 to 2599 and encodes 494 amino acids. Gene Ontology annotation, biological process: glucose metabolic process.
GACAUUUUUGUGCAGAAUAUCUAUAGGAAGUUUUGAGAGAAGGAGUUCCAUCCUUCCAGGCCAUUGGCCUGGUGUAGGAUUGUUUAGGGCCAAGAAAUGGGAUAAGGUGGUUGGUUUGGGGGGGAUAGUAGGGGAGCAACUUUCACUGGUGACGGGAGAAGACAUGUCCCCCCCACAUUCUGAAAUUGCAUCCCCCCACCAGAUUUAUCAUUGUUAUGUGAUACAAAACUAGGCAAAGGUGUGCUUUAGGACCAUGCAGAUACCUCCAAGCGUUGCGGUAGGCUGUGUGGAGUGUUUAUCCGACUGGAUAAAAAAUCAUAAUAAUAAUAAUAAUAUUAUGUCCCCUCCACUACUAAAACAAAAGUUGCACCCCUGGUGGAUGGUGUAUAGGUGCAGGGUUAGAUGGUGUAUAGGUGCAGGGUUAGAUGGUGUAUAGGUGCAGGGUUAGAUGGUGUAUAGGUGUAGGGUUAGAUGGUGUAUAGGUGCAGGGUUAGAUGGUGUAUAGGUGCAGGGUUAGAUGGUGUAUAGGUGCAGGGUUAGAUGGUGUAUAGGUGCAGGGUUAGAUGGUGUAUAGGUGCAGGGUUAGAUGGUGUAUAGGUGCAGGGUUAGAUGGUGUAUAGGUGCAGGGUUAGAUGGUGUAUAGGUGCAGGGUUAGAUGGUGUAUAGGUGCAGGGUUAGAUGGUGUAUAGGUGCAGGGUUAGAUGGUGUAUAGGUGUAGGGUUAGAUGGUGUAUAGGUGCAGGGUUAGAUGGUGUAUAGGUGCAGGGUUAGAUGGUGUAUAGGUGCAGGGUUAGAUGGUGGUGCAAUGUACGUUUUUCACAUUCCCCUUUAUUUGUUGGUUUCGUCACAAUGUGGAAUUCACAUUCAGAACUGAGAAAUGCAGCAAUAUUCCAAAAAGCGUCUAGUCGGCCGGAAAUUCACAAGAAGAAGCCGAAACAAGGGUGGUUUAACUUACCCCACUCUCCCCUACUGCUCUGCCCUUGAGUUCAGACGUGGCGCCGGGUCUGAACUGUCUUUAUACCUCAGAGGUCUGAACACCAAGUUCCAGGAUAUCAUCAUCUACACUACAGACAGACCCUAAUUUCAACCCAAUUUAUCCUGAAGUCUGAGAAAACAUGUGGCGGAAGGCUGCGGGAGCUGCCCUGUUGGCCUUGGCCGUUGGAUACUUCUACCACACCAACCCUGAGCUGCCUGAACAAGUUCUCCAGUACUUGUCCCUGCCUCAUCCAUCCACUCAGGGCGACCCAACCUUGGAGCAGGUUAUCUCCACUGCCUGGGAGACCCUAAUAACGGCCCCCGCCAGCCAGUGGGGCAGGGUGGCAGUAGGGGUGAAUGCAUGUGUGGAUGUUGUGGUGUCGGGGAUAGGGCUGCUACAGGCUUUGGCUGUGGAUCCUGGGUUGGGCCGUGACCAUGAAGUGUUACACUCUAAAGAGGACCUGAAAGAGGCUUUCAUCCACUACAUGGAGAGGGGGUCCGCGGCGGAGCGUUUCUUCACCGACAAAGAGGUCUUCCAGAGGAUUGCACGGGCCGCUGCAGAGUACCCUGGUGCUCAGCUAUAUGUUGGAGGAAAUGCUGCUCUCAUUGGACAGAAACUUGCCACAUACCCUCAGCUGAUGGUUCUGCUAUGUGGGCCUGUUGGGCCUAAACUACAUGAGAUGCUGGACGAGCAAAUCGUUGUACCCCCCGAGUCCUUGCAGGAGACUGAUGAAUAUCACCUAAUUCUGGAGUACAAAGCAGGGGAGCAGUGGGGUGCGACACGGGCUCCCCAAGCCAACCGCUUCAUCUUCUCCCAUGACGUGUCCAAUGGGGAGAUGAGAGCACUGGAGAUGUUCGUGGCCAGCCUGGAUGAGUUCCAGCCAGACCUGGUGGUCCUGUCCGGUCUGCACAUGAUGGAGGGCCAGGGGAGGCAGAUGUGGGAGCAAAGGCUCAAAGAGGCAGUGGCGGCCAUUUCUGACGUCCGCAAUGCGGUCCCCGUCCACCUGGAGCUAGCAAGCAUGACUGACAAAGACUACAUGAACAGCAUCAUGCAAGAGCAGGUCAUGCCCAUAGUGACAUCCAUCGGGCUGAAUGAGCAGGAGCUACUUUUCCUCUCCCAGGCCGGCACAGGGCCUCACGCUGAGCUGGCCUCCUGGGGGGGCAUACCGGAUGUAGGCCGCGUCAGUGACAUCCUCCUGUGGGUCCUUGAGCAGCAUGGACGCAGUGACCCCGAGUCGGAGGCUGACCUCACGCGUAUCCACUUUCACACUCUGGCGUACCAUGUCCUUGCCACUGUGGACGGGCACUGGGCCAACCAGGUGGCCGCCGUGGCAGCAGGGGCCCGUGUGGCCAGCAUCCAGGCCUGCGGCCUCCAAAGCAUAGAUGCCAGUAAGGUGGUCCUUAGAGCUCCGCUGGAGUUCCACAGCUCCCACGGCGAACCUAGAGAGAAGUUGUCCCUGAACCCAACUGAGCCUGUCACUGUUUGGCACCGUGGCAACGUGACCUUUCACCUUGCACCCGUGCUGGUCUGCAAGCAGCCACUCCGGACAGUAGGGCUUGGGGACGCCAUCUCAGCAGAGGGGCUCGUAUACUCUGAGAUCAGGCCACAGCUACCAUUUUUGUGAGGUCCUUUUUUGUUGCACUCUUGUUCUUUUAUUGUAUGGUGGUGUGCACCAUAUCUCCCCAACCAACCAGUGAUGUCUUUACCUGUACUGUAGCUUUUUCUUGGGUUGAAAUUCUGAUCCUUGGUUAGCUAAGUAUUUUGCACUGGGCACAGUUUAAGCCAUUUCUGUAACUCCAAGGAGUUGUGCUGGGUUACCUCUUAUUUCAUUUGCCUUGUGAAAAUUCUAUGUAAAUGUUUGUGUACAAAGACAAUGCCAAAGCUGCUUGUCAGUUUGGUUUGGAGGGGGGAAAUAGAAAAACAUUCAGUGAUAUGGGCUCCAUAAGUAGCGGUGCGAUUUCAGACAGGGUUUGAGCUUUCAUGCUGCACAAUAGAGGAGCAACCUCCUGUGCACAUAUGCAGAUGCUGAACAGUGCCAAUGAGUUCAGCCUCUUGUAUCACACUCUUUUGGAAGUUUAUUUUCACAUCCUCUCACUGAGUCUUAGUUCAAUUUCCUUCAAUAAUCUUUUCUUGUUGACCCUGUUCAGAACAAGCUCCCUCAUCCAAGCACUAUAGUUGGGGAAAAUGGGGUAAGUUGAGCCAAAUGGUUAGUUGAGCCACCCCUUGUUUCUAGGAAACUAUACAUUUUGUGUAUCAUGUGACCAAAUAUUUAGGAAGAGGUCAUAAUUUCAUGAAGUCUGGGAAGGAAGAAACCACAUGGAAAAAGUGGUCCAAAGGGUAAAAAAAAAAAAAAAGAUUUUCUCUGUCAAAUUAAUUUCUGUUAUAGGUUUCAUGUUUGUAUCUAAACCAAAGUAGAUUGUUUUAUACAUUAGUUGCCGUUUCUAUAAGCUGCAAUAUGAUGCAAUAUGAGGUCCUAAACCUAGCAUUAAAGUGCAUCCUUGUAGCUACAGUAUAUGGGCUAAUUGAACCAAUCACUACCAUACCCCAUACAAAUGAUGAUUAUUUGGUUAGUUGUAUGCACAAUAUGCAUAGUAUUUUAGCAAUGUGUCAUGGAUAUGAACUCGAGUAGUGUAUUUUUAUUGUUACAGCACAGACAUCAUGCCACGUGUGUACAAACGUAAAACAAGCAGCGGUCUAGCCCCCCUUUAGCUUCUUGAGAGCAGCCAAGGAAGGGAAGAAGUCCAUUCAAGCAGCUGCAGCAAUGGAUGAAAACAAUGUACUGAAUGACACUGAAGAGGUACUAUAAUGUUUAACCGCAAGUAAAAUACAUGUUGGAUAAACAUUUAAAAAAGACAGUCCUGAUGGAAAACCACAUUUCUUAGUAAACUUUCCAAAUGUCGACAAAACAAAAUAUGCCAGACAAGGGUGGGAUCUUUUUGUGUCUAUAAAAUGUGUUAUGUGAGAAAUGGUGGUGGAAAAGCUUUUAUGCAUAAAUAUUGAUUUAACUAUAUCAAUAACCACCAGGCAUUAUACACAAGGCUCAUUCCUCUGCACAGGUGUUGCUGCUACCUGGCAGAUCUGGAUAGGUAUUUUAUAUAUCAGCUAUAUACACAUGUUAUAGCAAUCUGUCAGUCAAUGACACCGUUGAUGUGGCACGCAAACAUUGGUUGAUGCAUGCAAUGUCUGAGCAGGGGAAUGUGACCAAGGUCUUAUCUGACGACAUGGAGUCUGACUUGAUAAACAUAUCAAGAAUCUUGCGGACCAGUUUUAUGGGCUUAGUAGCCUCAAAUACAGAGAACAUGCCUAUAAUUUGGCACAUCAAAACUACUUCCGUGUCCCAGACAACGGCUUAAGAAAUUGAAUAGUAAGUGGUAUUGAACAGAGCGAUCUAUAUCAAUGUAGGCAUACAUUUAACAUAUACAAUAUACCACACUCCCAUCCAUGAAUUAAACAUUGCCCUACCAGCAUCAUCACCCACUUAGGGUAAGUUGUGCCUAGAGACCACUUUUUGUGGACAAGUAUGUUUUCAAAAUGUAUACUAUAUUUCCCUUGACAUAGUGAUGCUGAAUGUAAAAAAAAAGUAGUAGAAUCUCACAACUACAUCCCCUCAUUACAAUCAAUACAACACCUGUGCAAACUGGGGCAGGAGCUAGAAGUUAACCACCCAGACAGUUUUCUGUGGGGAUUUGGUCAUUUAGUUUUCAUUUGGCCAAAUGAAUACAUUUAAUCCAUCAAUGAAAACAGUGAUGAAGCAAAAACAAAUGUUAUUUUGGGUUGGCGCGAGAACUUAUUACUUAAAUUAAGGGGUAAUAGUUUAGGGCUUCGUUCAGGCUUAAAGUGUCCCCUUUUUUAACGGAGCCUUUACAAGUUUCCAUGGCAUGCAGAUGAUAGGACCUGUUGAUAGGACCUGUUCAAUACCCACAAAGUGCAGUAGGAAGGGUUGUGACUGACAUGUCCUAUGACACACCCAGCAGACAAGGCUGGUAUGGAAGAUUGCUCACCCAGACUGGGUUUCCCAAACUCGGUGCACGUUUUGGUUUUUGCUCCGUCACGACACACCUGUUUCAAAUAAUCAACUAAUCAUCAAGCUUUGAUCAUUUGAAUCAGCUGUGUAGUGUUAUGAAAAAAACAAAAUGUGCACCCCUUGGGGUCCCGAAAACCGAGGUUGGGAAACGCUGCAGUAGUAACUCUUUAGCACAUCUGAUGAGACUGCUAUCUAUUCUAGUACUUGGUUGCUGUCCUCUGGCUAGCUGUUUGCCCUGUCGCUCUCUGUUUGAAUACUUUGAAUGCCAGUAGCACACAAAAGCUGUACUCCUACAGCUGUCAUGACAUCCACCUAAGCCAGAAAUAAUAUUUGGAUCUCUUGUCCGCAAUGGCAGACGUACACAAGCAUUCCAAGCCUAUCUGUAUCCUUGACUCACAACUGGGUCAAGCAGACUAUGAGGGGUGAAGUGUGUCAAUGAAAUACUUCAUAUUAUUGUGAAUUGUCACUUUUUGUUCAGCUAUUUUGAUCAACUUUACAAGUAAACAUGUAAAUUAUACCUGUUACACUGCAACUAAUGAAGCCCCUUGUUAAAACUCCUACAAAGACGGAUUGUUACUGACAGGGUGCUAUUGGACAUUGCACACAGCAGACUGUGAUGAAAGUCUGCAGACCCAGUAUGGCGAGAGUACGAUCUAGUACUUUGCUGUUGUCCUCUGGCUAGCUGCUUGCUCUAGCUUCUGCCAGUCUGACUGAAUGAUACAAUGAAUAAUGCAAAGAUGUACUUCUACGGCUGUGUAGUCUACUCUGCUGCUGUCAGGACAUCCACCUCGCAGCCGGAAAGUACUAUGUUAAUCUCCAGUCCACAAUGGCGGACGUACACAAGCAUUCCAAGCCCAUCCUUGACUCACAACUGCAUCAAGUGCAGAUUGUGUGGUGUCCAGCCACUAUGUAAAGUCAAGCAAUUAGAAUAAAACAUAAUAUUAAUAUUCAGAGUUGCUGCUUCCCCCCCCAGCUAAUUUGUAAAGAUUUAGGGCUGUCUUGUUUAUCCUAUGUAGGACAUGCCACAUGGGCAAUUCAACAUGUUAAUUAUUCCUGGUAACUGAUGGAGCCCAUCAUUUCUACGUCUUGGUAUACGCCAUGUUUAUUGGUUUCACAUCAAUUGUGAACUUGAGUAAUUAAGUAGAGGAAAGAUCCAUUUUAAAAGUAUUUGAAAGCACCAUCCAUGCUCAAACAUCACUUACCUUACUGCUAUAAAGAACUGGAAAGAUUUUUGUUGUUGUUUUGAAGCCCAAGGUACAUUUUUGCUUUGUUGCUGCGAAACUGAGAAUUGGGAUGGUACAAAACAGAGCAAUCAUAAGCUAUGCAGAACUUAUUUGUCUCGAAUCUCAUUGCUUUCUUAGCCUGGUGGAACCAGACAAAGCUUAUGAUAGCUCACAUUGUUUCACUUAAAUGAAACUUGAGCAUAGCGGUCAGUCUGCUUCAUAUAGAUCCUAUUAAAUUACUAGAGAGCCUAUGUCAUGAAUCCUCAAAGUUCCAUAAUGGUAUGAUAAUGGCAGCCAUUUUGGUCAGGGAGAAAUCCAAACCACUCUAGUUGCGGGAAAUGGGUUCAUGUUAAUUGAACGCAGACGUUCCAUUGACCAGAAUGGCGCACAAUCAACAAAUCUGAUCUAACAAUUUGGAGAUUCUUCAAAUCCGUCAUGAUUUAUGUAUUGUAACAGGCCCACAAUGUGCUUACUUGAGUCCGAUUUUGAUACAUUUGGCUGUUUUUGCUGCAUGUAGAGGCUGUCCCUUUUCAGGUUUAGAAGUGACUGCUAAAUGUGAACUCCCGUUCGUAUAAAUUGGUUAGCAUAGAGAAAUCAUUGUUGGUAGUGGGUCGUUUUUAACUGUAAUGCAGUUGAUCGGUAACGAUGACAUGAACAUGUGUUGGGGUUGGCAUACAUACAAGCAUUAUAUUCUGAUGUUUACCUCAACAGUGUGAAAUACACAUAAACAAUUGCCUAAAUGUAGACUAAUGUUGCUGGUGGUCAAUGAGGAGACUUUGUUUCACCCCCACGCGUUUCCAUGGCAAUUCCAUUGUUUUGGUCGAGUACGUUUGACCUUUAUACCGCAUAUAUUUCAAAUGAAUAGCAGAAGAGGCAUAGGUGAUGUGUUUCCUGCUUGUACCUAUGCAGGAACAUAAAAGGCAUGCGAUAUCAGAAAUUGUGUAAUAGAAUUGUCAACCUAAAAUACUGUCAUAAUUAUAAAUACAGUUUAUACAGGUUUUAUUCCAAUGUUCUGUAUAAAUAACCUCUAAAAUAUGUAAACCGACCAUAAAUGUCCACAUUUUUGUUUUCUUGGAAAGCUGUGAGUGUUAUUAUAUGAGUACUUCAUAUCAUCAACUGAUUUCAGACAGUGUAUGGCUGUGGAUUGACUGCAUUGUUUGUUUGGAAUGUUAAUUAGAAAACAUUUAUGGAAUCAUUCCACUAAAACUGGUUGGCUAGAUAACAAACAUACAGUGCAGAUAAUCUUCAAAUUCAUUGUUUUACACAAUAGCGUAUCCAGUGGUGGCUGGUGGCACUUUAAAUGGGGAGGACCUGCUCAUAGUAAUGGCUUGAAUGGAAUGGUAUCAAUCACCAACCAUCCUCCCCUCAACAGCUUCCCCUGCUCUUAUCACAGCACUGGCUGACCAUGGUUGACCAACUCCCUUACCAAAAUGGCUGAUCUUUUAUACUGUCAUGAGAAGGUUCAUGUCCAUUCUAGUAUUCUAAUUCCUAAUUCUAUCGUCUGCUUGACCAAGCUACUGCUUUAUUGUAUGAUCAUGGGAAUGUGCCAGUCUUUGACAGCUUUGUGUUGAAAUAGUGACUGUAAAUAUGCAUUUAGUAAGAAAUUGAGUAUUCCUUUUCAUUGCGGUGAAAAUGUUAGGGACAAUGGUUUGGUAAUACAGUUUGAGAGUUGCUAGGGUUUUCAGGGCAUUCUUCUGAGGCUGGUGAGACAUAUUCCUACUUCCUUCGCUGAUUUCAUCUGUUGUUUUUGUUCGAUAAAUUCACAUCCUACCGUUUGAUUGACACUCAUCAUUGAGGAUGUUGCCCCUUGGAUGGAGCUAUGAUCAAAUUUGGGUGUAGCUGCCAUCAACCACACCUUUUAUAUGCAUAAGUAGGUUUCACAAAUUUUUGUCGGCAAUAUGACAUCAUACAUAUUGUGGUUACUUCCUGCUUACAGAUACUACCACCAACAACAAUAUUCAAGGUGCAGUGGCUAGAUGUAGAUGCGAGCAUAGGUUAUUUACUACUAAUUUUCCAAAGAUAGUUUAGUAUUUACCAGGUAUCAUUAAAGAUGCAUUCUGCCUUGUUCGUGUCUAGUUUAGUCAUUUGUAGCUCUACUGAGUUUUCAGCACUUUAAAAUGAGACUAUUUGAUGUAAUUUCAUAUUAACACCCAUGUCUUACUGUCAAGGAUAGCAGUUAUGGAUAACAGGAUAACAGUUAUGCUAGCUCAUUAGGCGUAAACACUGCAACUUAACAACUAGACCUCCUUUUGAAGUUUACUUCAACUGGUACCGGGCUACCUUCAAACAAGUUUUGUAAGUGUCCUAGAGCAAAACAACCAACACGUUCGUGAAAGUCUCACCUUUCCAUAGAGUGGUCAUAUUAGUUUGUAGGUCAAACCGUUCGGACACUACAGAUGUUUGUGAGAGAACCGAUUUUUGGUAUGUUUCAUGGUCUGACAAAGGCUGCUGUAGCUCGGCCACCUUCCCCCGCAGAUGUGGAAGGCUGUCAUUGGCGUAUGCGGUGGAUUGAGACGCAGCCCAUGCAACAACAACAAAAACAUCUCUAGUUUAAAACACGGAUUUUGAUGGGUAUGUUUUUAUUAUGUUGAUUAGAUUUCCGCGGGGGUGCGGACAUCGACUCUAUUGGGUUAAAAUGUUUAUGGAAAUAUAUAUGGAAGUAGUUUAGUGCCAAAAAAAGGGGUUAAAUAUGGGAAUAAAAAUAUAUAUAAUUUCAGAUAUAGGACAGACACUUUAAAACAAACUUCCUUUUGAGUCUGAAUCUGUUAUUCAAUGCAUUGCUUUGGGCAGUAAGUAAGCAGUAAGUUUCCCCCCCAAAAUAAAUUUGCUUUAAUAUAUUUGUACCUAACUGGGUCCUAAAAUUAUAUAUCAGAUAACUAAAUGAUCCUUGGUAUGACCAUCUUAACACCCCCCCCACCACCACCAGCCCUAUAAUUUGUAAAUAUUUCACAAAUAAAUCAGACACCAUUCUCUUAAAAUAUAGUAUUGGUUUGAAGAUCAAAUACAGCUUCAGUUGACUGAGCCCUUGAUAAUGGGGCAGUUAUACACAAAAUACUCCAUAUGUACAUACAUUGUUUGUCGAUUAGCAGAGUAUGGAAAUCCAUUUUUCCAGUACAAGUAGCUGUGUAAUAUGUGGGGAAAUAAUCUGUGAAUUUUAGAGAUCAAAUGUUUUUUUGUGUGUCAGUGAUAUGCUUAGAAUUUUAGUGAGAAAAUCAGGAAUUUGUCUUAAACUUUGUCUACAACCGUACGGUUGACUCCAUAAUGUUAAUCAUGGGCACAAUCUGUUGUAUGGAAAUAUACUGUACUCUCACCACAAUCAUGUGGACCUUGAACAUAUGAGUACAAUAAUUAUUUAUUAAAAAUCUAUUCUAAAAUAUAAAAUAAUUAUUACUCAAGAAUUCGUCAGACUUUUGUGAAUUAGUGUCCAUUAUGCAGGGUCUUAUGGUCAUCUGAUGUUAAGACUGGAACUCAACUGACAUCUUAAGUUUGGAAAUGUUUUUAUAUUAAUAAAGUCUCCUAUUUUCAUGUCAA